UUGUUCCACUGUUGCAAAUUUGAACAAGUUUGAAUUCGUGGAAAUAACGUACUGCUCCAUUAUUGCGUAUGGUUAUUAGUUUUUUCUUAGUUAAUUAUAUUUCUUCCACUCCACGGUAUGAAUGAUAUCGAUAACAAAUUAAUUAAUCAUGAAAGAGGAACAGAUGUUCGUAAAUCAGCAGAAGAAAUGGACGAGCAACGUCAAAAGACUCUUGCAUACGAAUACCUCUGUCACUUAGAAGAAGCUAAGAAAUGGAUGGAAGCAUGCCUCAGAGAAACUCUUCCACCUACCACUGAAUUGGAAGAGAAUUUACGAAAUGGAGUAUAUUUGGCGAAACUUGCUCAUUUUAUGGCACCUGAGACUCUACCCCUCAAUAAAAUUUAUGAUCCUGAGCAGAAGCGGUAUGCAAUAGCUGGACUGCAAUUUCGUCAUACAGACAAUAUCAAUCAUUUUUUGAAAUCCAUAAAGUCUAUGCAAUUACCAUUAACCUUUCAACCAGAGACAACAGAUAUCUAUGAUAAAAAAAAUAUGCCUCGAGUGAUAUACUGUAUCCAUGCACUUAGUACUCAUUUAUUUAAACUAGGAAAGGCUCCACAGAUUCAGGACUUAUAUGGAAAAGUGAACUUUACCGAUGAGGAAAUUAAUGCUGUAAGUAAAGAAUUGAAAAAAUAUGGAAUUCAGAUGCCUUCAUUUCAAAAAAUUGGAGGUUUAUUGGCAAAUAGCAUGGAGAUAGAUACAGCAACGCUUCAUGCUGCUGUUAUAGCUAUUAAUCAAGCCAUUGCAGAAAAAGAUCAUGGGAAAAUACUAGCAGCACUUCAAAAUAAAGUUGUACAGUUAAAUAAUGUUGUGCCUUGCUAUGUGAAAGAGUACAGUGAGGUUCUAAUAGAAGCAAAAAAUUCUAAAGCACAGGCAGCGCUUAAUAGAUCUUUGAAUGACAGCUAUGUACCAGACGUAUACGACGAAUUAUUAACUCAAGCAGAAAUUCAGGGACAUAUUAAUUGCGUUAAUGUUCAAUGUGCAGUGGACAAAUUAACUCGAUCCGUUCAUCAUAAAAAUAAUCAAUUUAUGGAUACACUUAAAUCAUCUACUUUAUGCUUACAAAACGUCAUACCUGAAAAUGCAGAAUUGUAUAAAGAACAAUUAAUGCAACUACAACAAAGUUCAGAAUGGAAUAAUAUGUAUUCAGAAAGUAAUUAUCAUUGGAAACAGCUGCUUCAGAAAGGAAUUGAUGAAGCAAAUGAGAUCGCGCUUAAACAUCGAGAACGUGAUGAAAGCGUUAAGCUCUUAAAUUUAACAUUACAAACUGGUGUACAGAGUGAAUUUUAUGAUGCUCUGAGAAAUCCCAGUCUUGGAUUACUAGAUAGAAUCGACGAAUUUGCAAUGCCAUUGUAUUACGAAGAAAUGAAAGUCGAUCGUAUGGAAUCUCAGAACGACCUUUCGUACAGCGACAUAAUAGUCAGCAUACGUGUACUCUCAUUGAUCGCAGAAAUUAGCAAGGCUGUAGACACUGGAAAUCCAGAUUUGGUUUAUCAAGCACUGUCAAAUCCAAGUUGUCAUGUCUCUGGUUUGGAUCACGAGAAUAAGGUAAAAUAUUAUAGAGCAUUAGCGGGUGUUCGCUGUGAAAAACAAGUGAUUUCGGACGAGUGCCCUUUAUUAACGUACAUCGACAUCCAAGAAUGUAUCGAUGUUGUUAAUCAACAAUGUCAAAAUGACGAUGAUGUGAUACAAGUGUUGCGUCAAAUAAAUACAGCCGUUGUUAACAACGAUCGAAACGAACUUAUGACUGCUUUAAAAAAUACUGCGCUAAAACUACAAAAACCUACUUCACCGGACAAUGCGUCUCUCUAUUUAAAAUUAUUUAAAAAAUGCCUCGCGGAAAAACAUUUCGACGGUUCCGAGUUAUGGCUGGAAGACGUAGAAACAAUAACUAAAGUCGUUGCCGCGGAAGCUGAAACUGUUCAAAAUGCGUGCACGUUUUUGUCACAAGUAAAUUUAGGUUUACAGCGAAACGAUGUAUUAUUCACAAUUGAUUGUCUGCAAACGUUUGGUUUCAAAAUACCAGACAUGUACAAGAAUGAAUGUUUUCAGAGUUUAUGUAACUUGAGAACAAUCAAGAGUCAAAGACAUGAUUGCGCGCUUGUCCGUUUUAUUACUCCUAGAGGCAACGAAUCAUAUUUGGACUUGCAGAAGUAUAAUUAUACAUGGGAUUGUCCAAAAAAUAUGUCAGAAACAUAUUAUAUCAAUAUGGAAGAUAUAAAGAGAGUAGUAAGAAAUUCCACCGUAAAAGAACACGAGCAUAAACUAAAUAAACAAAUAAUUCGAUUGCAAGCAUGUAUUCGAGGAUAUUUAUUACGAAAAAGAAUCUCCGAUAGAUUGACGUACUUUUACGAAAAUGCAAAUAAAAUAAUUCAAAUACAGUCAUGGUGGCGCGGUAUAGUUCAGCGGAAACGAUAUCUGAAAUUAUUGGAGGAGAAACGGAGACGAGAUACAGAAAGAUACCACAAUAAAUAUUUAAAAGUUAAAGCCAAGUUCGCGGAUAUAUUGGAUCGUUACAGGGAUCACGAGGAACAGAUUAUAAAAAUACAAGCUUUGUGGCGUGGUCGCGCAGAGAGACGAGCCUUCCAUUCAUUGUUGUACAUGGAGAAACCACCUUUUCCCGUUGUUCGGCAUUUCGCAUCAAUUCUAAAUUUUAAUGCAGAAGAUUAUGACAGAGACUUGCAGCUACAAUAUCUGAAGCACGAAGUGGUACAAAGCAUACGACACAAUCAGUCUUUGUCGCAACAGUUGGAUAGUAUGGACAUAAAAAUCGGACUUCUUAUCCAAAAUAGAAUUACGUUACAAGAUGUCAUAGCACACGGACAAAAUUUAGAAACUCUCGCAAAGCAAAAACAUUCGAAUAGAGAACAAAAGAGUAUUUUAUCGGAUGGUAUUAUUUCACACAAAGGUUUAAAAUCAUUAACGAAAGAGGGACGGAAAAUGUUAGAAGGAUAUCAACAUUUAUUUUACGCGUUGCAAACUAAUCCAUUAUACUUGUCGAAGUUAUUGUUUCUUUUGCCUCAAAGUAAAACAAACAAGUUUCUUCAAAAUGUGAUUUUAACAUUAUUCAAUUUUGGGUCGAAUAUCAGGGAGGAAUAUUUACUAUUAAAAUUGUUUGGAAGUGCGCUACAAGAAGAAAUCAGGUCUAAGUUUCAAAAACCAUCUGAAGUUGUAACUGGAAAUCCCCUUGUCUUAAAAAUGGUGGUGAAUUAUGCGCGACAAUUGCACGGUCAGAGAGCUUUGAGGCAAAUUGUCGGAGAAAUCAUUGAGAAAAUUUUAGCCGAUCGAUCAUUAAGUAUAGAGACAAAUCCAGUUGAUAUUUAUAAGUGCUGGCGAAACCAGCUGGAAAUGGAGAUGGGAGAGACAUUGGAUCUUCCAUACACGGUAACGCAACAACAAGCUUUAAAUUACGAUCAAGUGCGAAUACGGCUAAACAGAGGAAUACAAUUGUUGCAAAGUACUGUUUUAGAAUUCUUAAAUAAAAUCACAGAAUCCCGGGAUUUAAUUCCGUACGGAAUGUUAUAUAUAGCUAAGAUAUUAAACGAUUCUUUAACCGAGAAAUUUCCAACUGCUCCAGAAAAAGAUAUACUGAAAGUAGUUGGAAAUUUAAUUUACUAUCACUUUAUCAACGCGGCUAUCGUAGCUCCAGAUGCCUUCGAUAUAAUCACAUUGCCGAUCGAUAGAUCGCUGUCAAAUGAUCAACGACGAAACUUGGCUAGCAUCGCGAAAAUAUUGCAAUUUGCCGCUUCUAAGAAAGGGUUUGGUGAAGAAGCAACGCAUUUGGUUUGUUUAAAUUCGUUCAUAAUCGAGUGUCACGAAAAGUUCAAACAUUUCUUCAGAUAUUGUUGCCAAGUAGAAGACUUAGAGGAGCACUUUUCUAUUCACGAGUACACCGAGGCCACUCUCAUUCAAAAGCCCGAGAUAUAUAUUUCGUUACAGGAAAUCUGUGAUACUCAUUGUCUUAUGCUGGAAUAUCAAGAUCAAAUAGCACCAGAUCCUAUGGACCCAUUGCACGAUCUACUAGACGAUCUAGGUCCUGCCCCAACUGUUCCAUCUUUACUCGGAAUCCCCGACAACACGUGCGAGUCGAAUUUAACGCGGUUCGGGAAAACGGAAGUGUGCCUGGUACUUACCAACAAGUUUCAAGUACCAGAUGACGAAGACGCUAAUUUAAAUAAACUUUUUAUAAAAACCAAGGAGUUAUUAGUCUCUGUACUUCAAUUCUUAAAGGGGCAAACAUUAGUAGAAGCAUUGGAAACUAUAUGCUCGCCUGUGCAAGAGAAACUGUACGAUGUACAGUGUUCUAGCAUAUCACCUACUUUGAACAUGAUUCACAAGAGUUCGUCCUUAAACGACUGCAAACUUCAACUGCGCGCGGACCUCAACAAACUAGAAUUAGGAGGAUGGGUCAGUCAAACG
Messenger RNA from Hylaeus anthracinus, 4455 nucleotides. Its product is annotated as ras GTPase-activating-like protein IQGAP1. NCBI's taxonomy places the organism in Eukaryota, Metazoa, Arthropoda, Insecta, Hymenoptera, Colletidae. The transcript is spliced from 23 exons. The annotation marks the transcript as partial. The record is from RefSeq and is a predicted model, not a curated record. Gene Ontology annotation, molecular function: GTPase activator activity; actin filament binding; calmodulin binding. Gene Ontology annotation, biological process: regulation of actin cytoskeleton organization; regulation of GTPase activity. Gene Ontology annotation, cellular component: cytoplasm.